This is a messenger RNA of Bufo bufo (common toad), 2094 nucleotides long. Its product is annotated as zinc finger protein OZF-like. Bases 142 to 1881 code for a protein of 579 amino acids. NCBI's taxonomy places the organism in Eukaryota, Metazoa, Chordata, Amphibia, Anura, Bufonidae. The transcript has 2 exons. The record is from RefSeq and is a predicted model, not a curated record. Gene Ontology annotation, biological process: regulation of immune system process; negative regulation of transcription by RNA polymerase II; regulation of cytokine production.
GGUGAUGAGCAGAGUACAGAGGACAUUCCUACAGAUAACCGCCCAGAUGACUGUACCAGGAACUCAGAGAAACAUCUGGUAUCUUCAGAUUUUGAAGAUGAUUGUGGUAUCACACAAGAUACAUUUGAAGAGCAUGCCAAUAUGCAAGAUAUACCCUCAUCCAAUCACAGCCAAAAUGCAUCAUUUGAUUCUUUUAAACAGGUCCGAUCUUCUGAUUUAUCACAGACUGUAACACAGAAUAAAAGUCACAGAAGAGGUGCUAAACAUCAAACAGCUCACGUAAAAGAGAAGCCAUUUUCAUGUUCAGAAUGUGGAAAAUGUUUUAGAUUUAAAUCUGGUAUUGUUAGACAUGAGCGAAUUCACACACGGGAGAAGCCAUUUUCAUGUUCAGAAUGUGGGAAAUGUUUUCACCAAAAAUCACAUCUUGUUGCACAUCAGAGAAAUCACACAGGGGAGAAGCAGUUUUCAUGUUCAGAAUGUGGGAAAUGUUUUUACCAAAAAUCACAUCUUGUUACACAUCAGAGAAAUCACACAGGGGAGAAGCCGUUUUCAUGUUCAGAAUGUGGGAAAUGUUUUAAGCAGAAAUGGGCUCUUGUUGUACAUCAGAGAAAUCAUACAGGGGAGAAGCCAUUUUCAUGUUCAGAAUGUGGAAAAUGUUUUAGUCAGAAAUCAGCUCUUGUUGAACAUCAGAGAAAUCACACAGGAGAGAAGCCAUUUUCAUGUUCAGAAUGUGGGAAAGGUUUUCACAAUAAAUCAGGUCUUGUUAUACAUCAGAGAAAUCACGCAGGGGCAAAGCCAUUUUCAUGUUCAGAAUGUGGAAAAUGUUUUCACCAACAAUCACAUCUUGUUAUACAUCAGAGAAGUCACACAGGAGAGAAGCCAUUUUCAUGUGCAGAAUGUGGAAAAUGUUUUCACCAAAAAUCACAUCUUGUUAUGCAUCAGAGAAUUCACACUGGGGAGAAGCCAUUUUUAUGUUCAGAAUGUGGGGAAUGUUUUAAGCAGAAAUGGGCUCUUGUUGUACAUCAGAGAAAUCACACAGGAGAGAAGCCAUUUUCAUGUUCAGAAUGUGGGAAAUGUUUUACCAAUAAAUCAGAUCUUGUUAUACAUCAGAGAAAUCACACAGGGGAGAAGCCAUUUUCGUGUUCAGAAUGUGGGAAAUGUUUUCACCAACAAUCACAUCUGGUUAUACAUCAGAGACAUCACACAGGUGAGAAGCCAUUUUCAUGUUCAGAAUGUGGGAAAUGUUAUUACCAAAAAUCACAUCUUGUUAUACAUCAGAGAAUUCACACAGGGGAGAAGCCAUUUUCAUGUUCAGAAUGUGGGGAAUGUUUUAAGCAGAAAUGGGCUCUUGUUGUACAUCAGAGAAAUCACACAGGAGAGAAGCCAUUUUCAUGUUCAGAAUGUGGAAAAUGUUUUAAGAUGAAAUCAGGACUUGUCAUACAUCAGAGAAAUCACACAGGAGAGAAGCCAUUUUCAUGUUCAGAAUGUGAGAAAUGUUUUACCAAUAAAUCACAUCUUGUCAUACAUCAGAGAGUUCACACAGGGGAGAAGCCAUUUUCAUGUUCAGAAUGUGGGGAAUGUUUUAAGCAGAAAUGGGCUUUUGUUAUACAUCAGAGAAUUCACACAGGAGAGAAGCCAUUUUCAUGUUCAGAUUGUGGGAAAUGUUUUAAGAUGAAAUCAGAACUUGUUAUACAUGAGAGAAUUCACACAGGGGAGAAGCCAUUUUCAUGUUCAGAAUGUGGGAAAUGUUUUAACCGUAAAUCAACUCUUGUUACACAUCAGAAAAUUCACACAGGGGAGAAGCCAUUUUCAUGUUCAGAAUGUGAUAUGUGUUUCAACCAUAAAUCAUACCUUGUUAAACAUAAAAAAAAACAUAUAUAAGAGAAUCCAUCUUCAUGCUUAGCCCAUUAGUGAUCUCCCUUAUGUGGUUUUAUGGUGGUCACUAACUGGCUUCAUUUCUUCAGAUACUCCAUUUUACAGGGAGAUAAAACAGCACCUUGCUUUCAGUUACCAGAUGUAGCUGAGGGCUUGGAGUGAUGAUUGUGACCGCUGUGAGAGCUCCCCAAAUAAACAUAGUCCCCUGUAUUGAAUAAA